This is a messenger RNA of Dimorphilus gyrociliatus, 4663 nucleotides long. The record is from the annotation of a GenBank genome assembly. NCBI's taxonomy places the organism in Eukaryota, Metazoa, Annelida, Polychaeta, Dinophilidae.
AUAUUUACGAAAUAUUCAAAAUGGCGAAAAUUAUGUACGAAUUAUUACAAACUUUCAGCUGUAUUUGGGUUUUUCUGCUUCUAGGCACAUGUAAUGGAUUAGGAACAUUCCAAAUUAAGCAUUCACCAGAGUAUGUCGUGUUCCGACAAGAAGCACAACCCAUUCCUUCAAGUGAAAUUUCUCCUGUCGUUUCCCAGUUGCUCGGCUUUACUGUUCAUCAGGGGGUAUCAUGGAAUGGUUUGAAAUCUGUGGACUUCUUUAAAAGACCCAAAGCAAAUGUCCUGUUCACAGUUGAAGGUGGUGAAAACAUUGUCAAUUUGAAUUCUAAGCUCGCUUAUGGUCUAACAAUGGACACGCCCGUAAUAUAUACCCAAAGGCUCGUUGAAACCCUAGAGUCAGGGGAAUUUGAUCAUAAACCUCUGAUCGUCGACUACUCGCUUACAGAUUUUUUACCGAAGCUUAAAUUACGUUAUCCAGAAAUUUUUGAUUCUCUACCAUCUACCUUUGAACAAAUUCGACGACACAGGGUAGAUCGAUUUCUUAAGGACGGAGGAGAGUCUUUAAAUGCGAGCAAAGAAAUCGAUAUGCAAUUUUUAGCCGAAUUAGAAAUUGCUUCGACAAUAAUCGACGCUAUUCAUUCUAAAAGGAGUUAUAUAGAAGACAACAGUCCUGAUUAUAUCCACAUGCGUUUUACAGCUCUGAGGCAGUUAAGGCAAACUUACGGCGAUGAGAGCGUACAGGUGAAAGCAGCUGCCAAAGCUCUUGCAGCCUUCGUUGAUGACGUGCGUGUUUUUUGGCUAAAGAAUUAUUUGUUUAUUAUAUUUUAUUUAUUUUCAUAUUUCAUUAUUCUUUUUUUUUCUUUUACAACCUCUUACUUCAACAGGCCGCUAGGCUAUUUAAAAAAUUUUACAAUGGAAACGUAGUCAUUGAACAAGUAGUGCUGCCAUCUGUCGUCGAUGGACCUCAUUUAAGAGUAGUCCGCAGUCUUCAAGAAAAAUCAUCUGACACUAAAAAAGAUGUAGGCCUUUCUUUUUUUUGAGAAUAACAUAUACAAUUACUGAUUUUGUUUACACAGCCGAACUUUGCUAACGUUACCGAAUCGUAUCCUGUUGUUUUCAAUAUAAUGUUAUGGCUUAUGGUAAAUUUUUUUUUCAUUUGUUUAAUUUCAAACUUAUUCAUAGAACAAUAGGUUUCAAGUCUAAUGCUACUAUAACACAAAGAUUAUAAUCACUCGUAUUGAUUAAGCAAAUGCAUUGUUUUCCUGACAAACUUUCAAUGUCACUUUCCUCGUAUACAGAUUAUACUCAUUCUCGCCACCAUUGGUAUUUCAUUGACGAUGUGGAAUAUGGAUCCAGGACGCGACAGCAUCAUCUAUCGAAUGACUAGUCAACGCAUGAAAAAAGACUAAUAAUUCUCUUUAUGUAAUAUUAAAGACAAUGAUCGUUAUCAUAGGAAUAUAGAUAUUAUACACACAAUAUACAAAACCCUGUAUACAUACAAUUUCAUUUUGUAAGAUAGAUCUCGAUUUUGACUUAUAAUAAAUAGAUUGCAUUUUAAAAACGUCUGUGAGCGUAAUCCCGAAAAAAUUCAAACUGUAUAUAUGUAUAUAUAUAUACAACAAUAUUCUAGUGUUUCUGUCCCUGCAAGUCCUGUAAAUAUGCUUUCUUCGGCGGUAGGCGAACAGUAUCGCCCAUGGACGACGAUCGUCGGCCUUUAUUCCCAUCAUCGUCAUUAAUUGAUAGUUUCCGGACGGUUGCGCGUUCAUCAUUCAGAUUAUCAACGCUACCUCUCUCAACUGUCGCUCGAUCUGUACGUGGCAAGUGCUGAGGAGACUGUCGAAUAAGCGAUGGAGGUACGAACGGGGAAGUAGCAUUAGCGGUAGGUUCACUAGAUUCACGCCAAUUGGAAUUAUUUCUUUCCCAUUUUUCUAUUAAUUCACGAUUGAAGCCAGUUACUUCAAACAUACAACGUUUGUUAGAAUCCUUCAGACGCUGUGGUAGUUCCUCUGUUUGUUCAGUUUCCAUUUGGGUUUCUCUAGGUCUAGAAUGCAGGAGUGAUUCAGGAAUAAUAUUGGGCAUAUGAUCGGGUGUGGUUUUCGGACAUAUGUUAACAAAAGUCGAAAAAUCUUUUGUGCUUUUUAAAUCUGUAGGAGUGUAUCCCGGACCGUGUCUACUUAUCGUCAUUCCAAAGUAUCCUGUUACUUUCUCCGUCGCCUUCGAUGCCUCAUCCAUCUGACGAGAUAGACUGUUUAUUCCGUCGCACGAUAAAUCGAGCGGCUUUUCGUCCAUAUUAAAAGGGUUCAAAAGGACAUUUUGCAUUUUUCUCAAUGUGCUACAGGUCGAUUGAUCAUCUGUGAGGAAAAUAUGGGGUUUUAAUUAGGCCAACACCAGGUGGCUCUGCGCUUUUAGAUAUGAUCAUUGGCGACUUUCUAAUUACGAUUGCGUACUGUCAGUCAAUUAACAAUCUGUAUUAUCGCUUAUUCGAUGGUUUGAAACCGGAACGACUCAUAAAAAGUUACCGAUCACUUACACUCAGUCCCAGAUAAAUUUCAAUUAAAUAUAAACACGCAUCAAUACGUCGCUCAGUUGUUGGUAAAAAAACAACAAAAAAAAUCUCAAACGCCUACGUAAUCCAAGGGAACUCGAACCAAUGACCUUGAAAUAGGAAAGGAUCCCAGCAAACAAGUUAUACAAUUAAUUAAUUUCAUAAGACGAUCAUAUUAUCCUCCUUUCGGCAUAUUUUUUAUAAUCGUCAUACUUUAAAAAUUUGCUAAUGCGCACGCGCCGAAUAAAGGCUUACAUUCUUCUAUUUACCAAUCUAAAUCAUUGACCGGUAAUGGGUCAUUCGUCAAUCUAAAAUAACAAUUCCUAUUCCAUUAAAAAAUUUAAGCAUACGGGUUUAUCCCUAACGACAUAUGCGCAUAUAUGUGUUAUCCAUAAUAAAAGAAUGGAAAACUUUGCCAAUAACAAUUUAACAUCUGUCAAAUAUACUUACACAAAAUCUAAAUAGUCCUCUUCGUCUAAAAACUAUUAACAUAUACGUACGUACUCUUAAAACACCUUAAGAUACGAAACGAAUUCAUAAAACAGUGAAAAAUCGUGCGGCGGACAUGGAUUGAUCCAGCCAGCUGAAGUACCUACAGUGUCCGAUAAACAGUUCAUCGAAAAAGCGCCAUGUUCGCUACGUAUUCCUAUCUAUGGCAACAUUUAUUUAAUAACAGCUUAGAAUACGGGACCAAUCUAAUCGACCAACUUUCAGCCUACGACCAUGAGACGCUUAUGUUGAAGAAACUAGGGCGUCUAAAAGAAUUUAAGUGAACAUUUUAUUAUGAACCCAAGGGUUAACAGUGCUUAACUCGGGCUGUAACCUUGAUUUCUGACGAGUUUUAUCAAAUUCUAUUUAUAACAACCAAAGUAAAAGCUCAUCUAACACAAGUCCUAGAUAAUGGACAAAAUCUUACGCCGACUGUUUUAUCGAGGUCGUUGAGUACAAUCGAUAAUUCUACGUCAGUAGCUGCUUUUGAAAAUGUUCAUGUUUACCAGGGUUUUUAUUCCUCUACCAUACUCAUAAUGUACUAUUUCAUCGAAAUUCGAUUUCUUAAUAACGAUCUAGCCUUCGAACCAAAAGUCCUAUCUAAUGUUGACCUCAAAAUAAUCAAUCCGAUCAUAUGUUACAUAAUGACAAGAUGGUGGUAGCGCACUAAAUACCUUAUACGAAAACUCUAUCGGUUAUUCACUUCGUUCGCCUACGUGAAAAAUGACGACCAAUUACGGAUAAAACAAACGACGUUUUUUUUUUGGAUAUUUGAUGUUUACGACUACUGACUACGGUUGGGUGGAGUUGAAAAAUAAAUUUUAAGCGUAGUAAAGAAGGCAGGCUUAAUAAGACCGUUUGCUGUCGGCCUACAAAAAACUAGAACGUAGCCAGUCUUGCGGUCGCCGACCUUUCAAACAGGACCGGUAGUGAGGAGGCUAAUCAAACGUGUGCUCCCUAAAGACUCAACUCCUUUAAUGCAAAUAAAAAAGGGAGGGAAUUAUAGGCAAUGUCCCGCGGAUACUUACCAGCCUUUAUGCGGUCAAGAAGCGUGUCCCUAUUGUCCCCAAGCGGCGUUCCAAACUGUCUCUGUAGACUGGGGCGAUAUUAUUUCACAGUCUAUCGUCAAAUAUGCAAUAUGUCCUUUUAUGAUCCGAUGGUUAGCAUCGCUAUCAAUAAUAAGAAAAGGCAAUAUUAGACGUAGAACAUUGAAGAGGCUUCUCCAUUUUUCUGCCCGAUAGGCGUAGUUAAAAAGCCGGUCAUCAACGCCACCUAUGUUACAUAUAUUUUUCUAUUUAUUUAUAGACCUCACUCUGAAUAUCACUAUUUUCCUUUUUAAAACUCGAUCAAUAAAACAGAUAUAUUGAAUUCGUUCAACUUUUCCAUUAAUGAUAGAGCUAUACAAGACUAAAGAAAAAAAAUUAUGAAUGCUCUGCACAAAUAUUCUCGAAAUUCAGGACUUAUUGUACUAAUAGAGCGUCAGAUUCUUAAAGAACGUCCUGAAAGGGUGUUUUGUUCGCACAGCACGCAUAGAAACAUAUUUUUUUCAUAGCUAACUAAAACUUUCUAGUCAAAAAUUUUUAUGACAUUAUGUUGCUACUAUUGUCACACUUUGGGAAUUUUAUAUUAU